This is a messenger RNA of Chironomus riparius, 2445 nucleotides long. NCBI's taxonomy places the organism in Eukaryota, Metazoa, Arthropoda, Insecta, Diptera, Chironomidae. The record is from the annotation of a GenBank genome assembly.
AUGGAAGUAGACGAUGAAAAUAAUGAAGAAGAAAACAUUUUAUCAAUUACCUGGGAUAGUGGAUCUGUUGCAGCAGCUUAUUUCAAUCUACAAACACUAGAAUUGCAUAUUGUUCAAGAGAUCAUUGAUCUAAGACCAGAUUAUGCACAAUUAAGAAACAUAUUUCGUCAAGUAAUGCCAUCAUACUUAGUCCUUUCAUCCGGUUCCAAUGCUUUUCUUCAAGAAGUUCUAGAGCUUUUAGAUCCAUCAUGUACUGGAAAUAAUGAGCUGAUUAACAAGUAUAAAGUCCGAAAAGCUGGUGCAUCUAAUGCAAGCUUAAGUAAUUUAUCAAUUUAUCCAUUUGAUCGUAAGAAUCAUCAAGAGGGUUUGCGCAAAAGAAUCUAUGAAUUAGACUUGCCAGGAAUGACAAAUGCUUCCUCUUGUUCACUUUCUGAUCGCCAAAUAUUCAUCAACUCUGUUUUUCCAAUGAAUCAGGAGCUAUUUGUGAUUGCUUUGGGAAAUUUGCUGAGAUAUUUGGGUGAAAAUUAUUUAAAGUGGCGUCACGUGUUCCUUGGUCUAGAAAAAAAAUUGAUUUGCACAAAUGUCAUCAAUUCAAUUUUACAGACACAAGUUCUAUUGGAUGAUUCAACAUUCAAUUCACUAAACAUUUUCUGCAACAUUUAUCAUCCGUCGAGCUUCAAAUUGCAAAUUCGUAAAGAUGGCUUGUCACUUUACAAUUUAUUAAAUAACUGCAACUCCUCAAUUGGAUCUCAGGAGCUUAAAAACAUUUUGCGACAACCAACACGUGACUUGAAUGAAUUAAACUUGAGAUUUGAAACUAUCGAGUGGUGCUUAAAGAAAGAAAAUGAACAGCAUGUUCAAAGAAUUAAGCAUCUGUUGAGUGGAUUUGUUAACAUUAAUGGUGUUUUGCAAAGAAUCAUCAACAAUCUUGGAAAAACGAAUGAUUGGAAGUCAUUCAAACGAACUGUUUAUCAUGCAGCAAGUAUUUGUGAGCUUUGUGCAUCAUUUCCUUUAGAAUUUGUCCAAAAAACAUUUAUUAAGGAACUUGGGUCGUAUUGCAAAGAAGGUUUAUCAGUUAAUGGCAUAUUAUUUGCUCUCGACAAGAUUGUAGAUUUGGAAGCAAUAGAUGAGAAGAAGAGAUUUAUUGUUAAGAAAGGAUUAAAUCAAACUUUAGAUAUAAAACGUGACGAACUUAAUGAUUUUAUUGAAAAUUGUUCAGAUCUGAAGCCAGAUGCAUCAAUGAUGAAGCUUAAUCAGUCACUAAAUGCUUUUAAAGUCAUUUUUUAUCCUGAAGUUGGAUUUCUAAUUGGUACGAAUUUAAAAAUUGAGGCACUAAAUUUGAACAAUAUUGUUGACACAGAUGAGAUUGAAAUAGUUUUUCAAACAAACGAAGCUGUUUAUUUUAAGACACCAACUUGCAAAAUGUGGAACCAAAAAUACGACAAACAAAUGACGGAAAUAGUCGAACAAGAAAUGGAAAUUUUUCAGAAGCUUAUUCAAUACAUUAAUGAGAAUUUUGCAGAACUAGCUGAAAUUUCAAAGCUCUGUGCUAAACUUGACUGUCUUAUAUCAUUCGCAAAAGUUGCUGAAACAAAUCAAUACGUUCGUCCGAAUAUAACAAAGGACAGAAAAAUUGAAAUUAUUAAUGGGAGACAUCCGUUGCUUGAACAAAUCAAGGACUACAUUCCUAGUACGACGUUAAUUAAUGAGCAAAACAAUGACUUUAUAAACAUCAUAAAAGCACCAAACUCUUCAGGAAAGAGUAUUUAUGUGAAACAAAUAGCUCUAAUAUGCUACAUGGCACAUAUUGGAUGUUUUGUUCCUGCUUCAGAAAAUUGCAACAUCACCUUACUACAUUCUAUUUAUACUCGUAUUUAUACCCCAGAAUCGAUUUAUAACAACGAAUCGGCUUUUAUGAGUGACUUACAACAAAUGUCAAAAAUUAUCAUGAACAGCACUGAUCGAUCAUUGAUUUUAAUCGAUGAAUUUGGAAAAGGAACGCAUUAUAAGGACGGUAUAGCUUUAUUGACUGCCACAAUCGAGCAUUUUGCAGAACGCGGCAAAGAGUUUGUUCCAUAUAUUUUUAUCACGACACAUUAUCCACAAGUUCAUCAAUUACUUCAGUCGAAAGAGCUUGUCAAUUUAAAAACAAUCAAAACGAAGAAAAAUGACACUAAUGUCUUUCAAUCUACUUAUCGAAUCGUCGAUGGUGUAAAUGAGCAAGUGUGCACUGAAUUCCCAGAAUCUAAGAAAAUUAUCUUCAAUAUUUUUAAUCAGAAAGACAAAGACCAGGAAUUGAAGACAUUCAACGAUGCGUACAGUACAUCAAUUAAGGCUUUUGUUCUAGUCAUGGCGAAAAUGAUGCUACGAAAGGAUCAUGUUACAUAUGACUUUAUCAAGGAUAUCUACUCAAAAGUUUCGAUUGAGAACUUUUUGAAUAUGUAA